AAACAAUUACAUGUAUACACACUACUACUGCUAGCUGCGAAGUCUUCGUGUACGUACGCUGAGACCUGAGACUGAGUUGAAUAAAUGCACCGCAAUUUUUUCAUUAUCAAACUAUCUUUAGACAAAUUACUACUUUUACUAUUUCGGAAUGAUUCUGUAAACUGUAAUUUGUAAAGAGACAUACUUUUCAGAGGAGAGAAAAUUUCCAAAGUUGCAAUGGAAUCGAGUUCACGGAUCAAAACGACAGGAUCCAAUUACACGAUUGCCACUGGCGCUGGAGCCGUCCCGUCCACCUCCACUUCGAAGCGGAGUCGAAAGGUGGCUCUGGGCGGGGAUGAAUUCAUGGCAGCGGCAAUCGGAGAUACAGCCUGGCUCAGACAGACUCUAAAAGAGGGGAAAAAUCCUGAAAAUUUCGACAAAAAUGGAUUAUCUGCUAUUCACCUGGCUGCUCUGCAUGGUAGAAUAGAAUGCCUGAAACUUCUGGUUGAGAAGUACCAUGUGAGUGUGAACUUGGCCAGUUCUACAGGCUGGAGACCAAUCCAUCUCUGUAUUAACAGCAGGACAGGAAAGAGAUCUCUGGAAUGCAUGAAAUAUCUCCUGGACAUGGGUGCAGAUCCAUCUUUACCCAAUGAGGAUCUGAUGACCCCUACCCACCAAGCUGCCAUUGAAGGAAGUGUUAAGUGUAUGGCGGCUCUUCUUGCUCAUAAUGCUGAUAUCAGUACGCCUGAUUGUAAUGGCCAUCUACCUCUUGAUUAUGCAAAGAUUUGGGGGCAUAGAAAAUGUGCCAGGCUACUGGCAUCAGAGACAUGGAAGAGAGAGAAGGAAGCAGAAUUGACCAAGGUAACUGAGCUGCAGCAGCUUAAGAAUCUUAAGGAUGCUGUUGACGAUUGUGAACAACAAGAUCUGCAGGCUUACAAGGAAAUCCAAGCUGACCAGUUGUUCGAUGAGUGGAUGGAAAAGAAAGGUAUAGCAGACAAACAAUCACCCCAACUUGUCUCUCAUAAAAAGGAAUCUUCAACACUUGGAGCAAUGGCCAAUCAGCUUUACCAGGCUAACAGUCCUCGGAAAGCAAAUGUUCCUGCAGUCAAGCUACAGGCUGUUGGUGAGAAGACUGCAGCAAAAGGAAAGGCAAAGGAUUCCAAGGGAAAGACACAAACCAAGUCAACGCCAGCUCCUGUAAACACCUCUGGUGCAGAGCGUAUUGUAGCCAAGGAAAGGUUAUGCAAAGGCAAGACAAAGCCAAAGCUAGAGCCAGUAGCAAAGGUCAAAGUCCCCAUCCUCGAAAUCACUGGAAAUCAGAACCUUGACAAGGUUAAACUCUACACACAACCUGUGCCUGACCUUCCGCAAGAAGUCAUUGACAGAAUACUCCUUGAGAAACUCUCACCCCAUGAACGUCCUCUUUCCUUUAAAUGCAAGAACAUUAUCGAUGCCCAGCACAGACGCCUCUAUGAUGACAGCAUUAAGCCUAUCCAAGAGGUCUAUGCCCACAUCUCAAAUGAUAAAUCAUCAGUGUUAUUUCCGGGAGUAACCGGUUCUGGGUCAUCAUCAACAAGGACAAGUAGCAUCUCAGACUCAGACAGUUUUAAUAACCAGAGAAUAGCAGGUGCCUUGAAACACAUAGCCAAACCUUACAAAUUUCCUCAGAUUCAUGGAGAAGAUUAUACAUAUGGCUUUGAAGUAUUAUGAUCCUGAUCCCCUUUUUAAACUACUGCUGAGUGUAAUCAUGAUCAAACAGAUAAGAAGGUCAUCAUAAAAUCCAAUAUAACAAGCCAUAUCUAUGACUUCAUCUGAGAUAUACUUUCUUUUGGAUAAAAGGAUAACUUGGAGAAAGAUGUUUGUUUUUCUUAGCUGUUUAAAAACCAAGUCCACUCCAAAAAGAAGCUUAUAACGCUAAAAAUGUCAUCAAAAUUAGACGGGAAAAGGAAUGUUAUGGCAUUUUAAAUUUUUACUUAUUUUCACCAAUCAUUUAUGCACAACAUAUUAAGUGAUAUCUAAGUGAGAGAGUCUAUGACACCACAUAGCCACUAUUUCUUUCAUAUUUUAUUAUAAAUAAGAUAUGUUUUCAUAUUUCAAAAUAUGGACUGACUUCAACUUAAGCAUGUAGAAUAAUCUAUUGAAAUUUAUUAUGAUAUAUUCAAGUGCUUAUUUAUUUUCAAAUUCACAAAAUUAAAAAAAUUAUGGUUUUUAUUUUAUGAAAAACAAAAGAAAUAAUGUGUGACAUUAUGGAAAUGUUGGUUGGAAUACACUUUAUUUUGUGCAAAAAUUGUUUUGAGUAGUGAAGUGAAAAGCUUCAGAAUUUCAUAACUUAUUUUAUAUCCAAUUUUGAAUUUCUGUGUUCUUUCCCACCACCCCCCCCCUAUUCAUGUAAACUUAUUGUUGGAAAGGGUAUUAAAAAAAACAUAUGUAUUGAAUUAGUUUUUUUCCUUUCCCCCUCACAUAACUCCCAAGGUAUUAUUCCAGUGUUCAGACAUUAAUAUGUAAAAUACAGGACACAGCUGCAUUUAUGAUCAUCUUUACUUUGGAAUCAGUGGCGUACCUAGGAUUUUCCAGGAUUUUCGUCAGGGGGUGCAAAAAGGUCUUUCAAGCUCGUCAGGGGGGGCAGGGAUACAUGCAUGGGUGGUGGCUCGUCAGGGGGGGCAGACUGCCCCUCUGCCCCCCGUAGGUACGCUAGUGUUUGGAAUCCACUGUUGCUAAGAAAGCACCACAUCUCCCCUGCCAAAAAAGUUUGUGAAUGAAAUAAGAAAUCUUGGCUCCAAAUUCACAUAAAGGUUAAUAUCGUUUUCAUGGAUAAAACUUCAUAUUAAGGCAUUCUGGAAUAAGUGUAUGAACAUGUGAAUGUCUAAAAUUUUCAAUAAUUUGGGGGCAUAAUGGGUUGCAUUCAUAAAUCAGCAACUCUUUUUUUUACUUUUGCAAUCAGUAUUGUUGGUAGUAAUCUGUAUACAAUUUUAUCAGAAUUUGUCCUUAUAUUCUUGCCAAAUGUUUAAAAAAUUAAGCAAGUAAGUAUUCAAUUUGGUAGAUAAGUGUUACCAUUUUAUGUGUAAAUUUUUUCUCUGAACGAAAAAAAAAUUCUGAUUUGGCCCCCCUCUUCCCCAAAAUAAAACCAAAAAAAGCAUCGAGUAAUCAAAUAGUCUAAGAUACAAUUUUUUCAUAAGUUUGUUUAUGUGACAUGUAUUAUUCAUUUAUUUGAUUUUGUUCAUGCUUUUGUACCAAGAUGGUCAUUAAAUUUCAUUUGCCUAAGAAA
Molecule: messenger RNA, 3244 nt
Organism: Lytechinus pictus (painted urchin)
Lineage: Eukaryota; Metazoa; Echinodermata; Echinoidea; Temnopleuroida; Toxopneustidae
Product: ankyrin repeat domain-containing protein 53-like
Exons: 4
Coding region: 217-1689 (490 amino acids)
Biological process (GO): positive regulation of microtubule polymerization; mitotic metaphase chromosome alignment; regulation of mitotic spindle organization
Cellular component (GO): spindle pole
Molecular function (GO): protein binding
Source: RefSeq, a predicted model, not a curated record